Messenger RNA from Caenorhabditis remanei, 411 nucleotides. RefSeq lists its product as uncharacterized. The coding region runs from base 1 to 411 and encodes 136 amino acids. The transcript has 3 exons. NCBI's taxonomy places the organism in Eukaryota, Metazoa, Nematoda, Chromadorea, Rhabditida, Rhabditidae. The record is from RefSeq and is a predicted model, not a curated record.
AUGUCUUCAACUCCCAGUAACUCGGAAGUAACCAAUUCAAAGGCUGUCAAUCUAACUCAGGCCCUACCAGUGCAGUUUUUCUUGGAGAAAAUCAUCAAAUUAGCUAUCGAGAUAGCUCCCGAAAUAACAGGAACGCAAUUGGCCGGGCUCUUGGAAUUGAAGAACGACGCCAUUGCUGUUUGUGCACAUUCCAAUGGUCUACUCCAAGUACACUUUACGCAUCUAGCAACUAAAUUGGAAAUAAUGACCAAGAACAUGCUCAAUGCUGAAAAAGGACAUCAUGAUCUUGUUGCAUAUUACAAGGAGACAAUUGCUCAACUUCAAAAAGAAAAGGAGAAGUUGCAAAGAGAAAUCGAGAUCUCAAAUAUGCUGGACGAUUUGGAGAAGGAGUUGGCCGCGAAAAAGAUAUGA